Messenger RNA from Eutrema salsugineum, 948 nucleotides. Its product is annotated as ras-related protein RABD2a. The transcript is spliced from 8 exons. Gene Ontology annotation, molecular function: GTP binding; GTPase activity. The record is from RefSeq and is a predicted model, not a curated record. The coding region runs from base 88 to 699 and encodes 203 amino acids. NCBI's taxonomy places the organism in Eukaryota, Viridiplantae, Streptophyta, Magnoliopsida, Brassicales, Brassicaceae.
UCUCGGCUUUGUAUCGCCGUUGCAUUCAUUCUCCUCCCACAGGUUGUCGUCCUCCCUUUGACAGUUGUUGACACCAUCGAAACCACUAUGAAUCCCGAGUACGACUAUCUUUUCAAGCUCUUGCUCAUCGGGGAUUCUGGCGUGGGGAAGUCUUGUCUACUUUUGAGAUUCGCUGAUGAUUCGUAUGUAGAAAGUUACAUAAGCACUAUUGGAGUCGAUUUUAAAAUUCGGACUGUGGAGCAAGAUGGGAAGACGAUUAAGCUCCAAAUUUGGGAUACUGCUGGUCAAGAGCGGUUCAGGACAAUUACUAGCAGUUACUACCGUGGGGCACAUGGAAUCAUUAUUGUCUACGACGUCACAGAUCAAGAAAGCUUCAAUAAUGUGAAGCAAUGGUUGAGUGAAAUUGAUCGUUAUGCUAGUGACAAUGUGAACAAACUACUGGUUGGGAACAAGUGUGAUCUUGCUGAAAACAGAGCCGUUCCAUAUGAAACAGCAAAGGCAUUUUCCGAUGAAAUUGGAGUUCCUUUCAUGGAGACUAGCGCAAAAGAUGCUACAAACGUGGAACAGGCUUUCAUGGCGAUGUCGGCAUCCAUCAAAGAGAGAAUGGCAAGCCAACCAGCAGGGAACAAUGCAAGACCUCCGACGGUGCAGAUCAGAGGACAGCCUGUUGCCCAGAAGAAUGGAUGCUGCUCAACUUGAUUGCCUAGUCAUAUCCCCAGCCUUGGCUUCCAACCUUAAGUCAUCAUGCCAUUAUCUAGGGAAAAAAAAAAGUGUUUUUAGAAGAGUCGUUUACAAGUGUUCUCAGUUCACGUCUUGAACUUUGUUCGUAAUAUUUGCUUUGUAUAGGGCCGUGCCUAUAGGCCCAGGUUUUAAUAAAAUUUUGUUUGAAGCGUGGUUUAAAACAAACUAAAAUGUUAAGUAAACAAUAGAAUAACACAAUUAGGGCAA